This is a messenger RNA of Striga asiatica, 554 nucleotides long. Lineage: Eukaryota; Viridiplantae; Streptophyta; Magnoliopsida; Lamiales; Orobanchaceae. The record is from the annotation of a GenBank genome assembly.
GAGGCCCAGAUACGUUAUGCCCAAUGUGGCCGUUUGUUUCUCUGAAGACACCCUCAUAUCCAGCCGCCAACAUCUUUCGGGUCUUCUCCGUGCCAGGUGAAGGUGUAUCAAAAUGGCAACUUGUACUGAAGAGAAAAUUGAUUGCCACAUUGAAUGCUAACAAAAAGAAAGCCAUAACGAAAAAUGAGGCUCCAUCUGCAAAGGUCGAAAAUGUCCUUGGUGACGGAAGUGACGAGGACGAGUCGGAAAGUAAAACGAGAUCUUUUACUAAGAAGAGACCACCGAAUUUCUCACAUUCACUUCUACAAUCGAAAAAACAUAAAUAAUCAGGCAUACUGUGUGAAGGAAGAGCAGUAUUUUCAAGUUUUUAACUGUUUUGUCUGCUCCAUAACUUUUUGCUAAGGACAUUUUUUUUCCUCAUUAAUAUGUGGUAUGUAAAAGUGUGAAUCUUUUGUUCCUGUGUGAAGGAAGAGCAGUGUUUUUAACUGAUUUGUUCUCUCCAUAACUUUUUCACUAAGGACAUUUUUUUCUCUCAUUAAUAUGUGGUAUGUAAA